This is a messenger RNA of Poecilia reticulata (guppy), 2484 nucleotides long. Its product is annotated as rho-related GTP-binding protein RhoC-like. Gene Ontology annotation, molecular function: GTP binding; GTPase activity. Lineage: Eukaryota; Metazoa; Chordata; Actinopteri; Cyprinodontiformes; Poeciliidae. The record is from RefSeq and is a predicted model, not a curated record. Gene Ontology annotation, biological process: small GTPase-mediated signal transduction.
CUUUACGCUUCGCUGGCUUCUUGGGUGGAUCUUUUUUUUCCUCCGGUUCUCAGCAGUCCGCUUGCAAAGUUAGUCAGGAGUGUAACAGUAAGAAAACUUUGACUGCCUUUUUGUGCAUCACGAUCCAAAAUCAGAGGAAAAGUGGACUAAUCUUUUUUUAAGACUUGCCGUCUUACUGUUUACAGAAAUGUCAGGCGUUCGGAAGAAGCUGGUGAUUGUGGGAGACGGAGCCUGUGGGAAAACAUGUCUUCUUAUAGUUUUCUGUAAGGACCAGUUUCCUGAGGUUUAUGUUCCAACCGUGUUUGAGAACUACAUAGCAGACAUCGAAAUUGAUGGAAGACAGGUGGAGCUGGCGUUGUGGGACACCGCAGGUCAAGAGGACUACGACAGGUUGAGGCCUCUGUCUUACCCCGACACAGAUGUCAUCCUUAUGUGCUAUUCCAUUGACAACCAAGAUAGUUUAGAAAAUAUUUCUGAAAAGUGGACCCCUGAGGUGAAACACUUCUGUCCCAACGUUCCAAUCAUCCUUGUAGGGAAUAAGAAAGAUCUGCGGAGCAAUGAAAAAGCACUCAAAGACCUGACCAAGAUGAAGCAGGAGCCGGUGAAGACAGAAGAUGGAAAGAGCAUGGCCACCAGGAUUAAUGCUUUCUACUUCUUGGAGUGCUCUGCUAAAACAAAGGAUGGCGUGCGGGAAGUGUUUAACAUCGCCACGGCAGCAGCGCUGCAGGUCAAAAAGAACAAGUCAAUGAAAGGCUGCAUGCUGCUGUGAGCAACAUCCAGGCCCUGGAAACCAGGAAAUUAGCUGACCAGUCAAAGUAAAGCAGGACACAUGAAACGGACUGAGCUUUUAUGAAAUUGAUCUUUGUGCUGUAUCUCACAUUUAAAAAAAAAAAAAAAAAACAGGCAGGUAGAUGAAUUGAAAACAAACCUGCAAAUACAGGGAAUGGACAUUACUGUAUGCUACUGCUAUGAGGAUGUACACUACACUUUUUACUGUUUUCUUUCCUACUGGGUUGUUCUUUACAAUCGGGGGCAUCUUUUAUCUUCAUAAAGUCUCGUGUCGCCAGUCCAGCUCUGUUUACAUUGGAAAUAUCAUUCGACUAGUAAAGCUGGUGACCAUUUUAAGUUUGUGCGUUGCCAUCUAUGUGCGUUGGGCUUUUAGUGAAUAGAGGACCUCUUCACUGUCCUGUUACAAUACCAUAACUUUUAAGUUCUAGCUCUGCUGGCCAAUCACCAAAGAAAAAUGGCUGCCUGUGCUACUUUGCAUUCUCAGUUUUUAGUCAAUGCACAGUAAACAAAAACAAGUGGCUUCUAAUAUGAAAUAAUCUGUGAUGAAGUGAGCUUUCUAUUUUGUUUAUUCACACAGACAGUCUGCACUGUGGAUUAAGAUAAGAGGGAGACGUGACCAGCUUAGCCAUUGUGACUCAUUCAUGCACAAUAGCUGUCAGGAGUGACAGGAAGAUGACUUAGUUUAAAGCGAUUGCACUGAGGCAACGGCCUGUUUGGUUAUUGUAUUUGCUUUCUGCUUCUUCUCAGCAUAGCCAGUUACACCUACUGCUGGAACGUCAUCAAUAAACCAGUUGACCCAGUCGAGGAAACCACGAUCCAUUUGCACAUCUCAUGUCCCCAGCAGGACAACAUUCCUCACAGAUCCGAGAAGAGCCGAGAUGCGAUUGAAUUGUUUGUUUUAUUCCAGUGCAUUCACAGUUCUUCCCCAGACCAGACAGAGUGGCUGCUUGGCGGUGACCUGAUACUGUCUGAAGAGUAAACUACUUGACAUGUUUGACAAAGGCCUUUUUUUGAUUCACCGACAAUGCUAGGCGAGCACCGUGCCACUUCUAUUCUGUUAAGAACGCUGUGCAGAUUGGGCUCACAAACACUGACAAAACAUUGUUGGAAAAAUUGCUUUGCUGUUGUAUCUAUAACACAUUUAUUAUUUAAUUUCAAAGCAGUCUGGUCUUGUUUGAACACAUUAAUUAUUUGUACGUCUCUCCCAAAAGGAUAUCUCAUGCUAACUUCUUACAAGACUGUACACAAACUUUCUGACAGUACUGCAUGCCGGCCAAACGAUAUGGAUUGGAACCCACUGAAAAUAUGUGCAGAGGCUUAGUGGCAUUUCAUAUGUUUUGGCUUACUUUGGAAGGAUCUGAGGAAUUAAGAAGUUCAAGAAAUCAGAAUAAUAAAACAAUUCCUUCAAGCCAGCAGUGGGUGUACUGGUAAAUCUCCAAUGGCAUGCUGCUGAUGUGUGCAGUUAACCUCCAGGAAAAUCCUAAUUGUACAGAGAAAUACACACACCGGAGAAAACCCUUGGCCAUACAGGCAUAAAAUUUAUGGAUGCAGCUUCUGCUCAGUGUCUUAUCCAUUUUCAGUGCAAAACUUUAAGAUAAAGGAUGAUGUACUACAUAUGGUGUAAUAUAUACACAGUCAAACAAAGUUCUGUUGUGAAUAUCAAACUCAAAUCAUUAAACUAUUUUUGAAACAAGA